AAAUCCCUUUUAUUUUUUAGCUCUCAGAAAUCUAUCAGAAUCUCUCGCCUACUCGAAGAACUUAUAUAUACAUUCGUGUGAUAGAUAGACAGAUAAAAUAACUACUGGCAUUUGUAACAAAGACACACUAAAAUAUAUCUAUUAAUUUUAUGUAAACUAAAUGUUCUUAAAUUGGACUAAAAUGAAACUUAAAAAAAACUCUUCACUUCUUUUAUCGACACGGAUUUGUUUGCUAUAAUUAAGUAAACAACUCAUAGAUAUGAGUUUUAUUCUUUGGUUUUGUAUGAAUUGAAUGAUUAUCUAUUUUUAUUUUCUGUCAUCCUAACCUGCCUCAAUAUCAUAAAUAUGAAUGCAAAGCUAUAAAUUUUUUUCUAUCGACACAUUACAACCAAAGUUAGCGAAGAAAACUUGUUGGUUGGUUGCCCUCCACCGUGCUUAUUCUUUCCCGCGAAAUCUUUAUCAGGAAUCUGCUUUUUUUUUUAAUAUCUAAUUAACUAAUUAUUUAUCUAAAACAAACAAAAAAAUUACGUUUUCUCUUGUUAUCAAUUGAAACUAAAUCGGCUAAUGAAUGACACGGACUCACUGACCUUUGUUCUACGUAAGAAAAGACAAACAACAUUCCUGGCUUAAACUGCUUCGAGUUGGUCUUGUCUCGUUUAAACGCAACCAAACCAACGACUGGAUUUUAUAUAUAUAUAUAUAUAUAUAUAUAUAUAUAUAUUUACUAUAAUAAUAAUAAUGUCUGUUCUUUUGUAAGAAACAGGGGUCCAUAGAGAACCUCUUCCACGAUAUUUUCCAAUAAAUUUUAAAUGAUGGCUAACAAUCUGCCCGCCGGGAAGAUGUACAAGAAGCCAAUAAAGAAAAAUGUUGGUUUACGGGCAUUCUUUCCUGAAAUGCCCAUCAGCAUGAGUAACUUGGAGAAAGCCAAAAUCUGGGUAAAAAGGCAUAACAACAACUAUUUUAUGGGAUGGACUCAAGAACAACUUCAAAAUCUUGACCCCAUUGUCAGGCCACUGACCAUUAUUACACCAGAAUUGUACAAGCGCCACAUGAAUAGAUGCUGUAGAUGUAACCAUUAUGUUUUGUUUAACCCACAAGCACAUAGCUAUUGCAAAUGGAGGAGUGAAUAUUGUCGUAUUGUGAAGCUUAAGUAUUGUUUGGAAUCUGAUGCUGAUUGGGCUAAAGAAUUCCGGCGUCGUUUGGGAACUGACAGUUCAAAGGGAGGUUUCCGAAGUUUGGGUGAAGCUAAAUUGUAUGCCACUCAGUUGUGGCGUCAGUACAGUGAGCUGUAUGAUGUCCAUCGGGCGCGUAUUGGCAACAGCAAUUCAAGGGCUUCUCUUGAAAAGCAUCAUUCACUCGAUGGGUCUUCUCGUGACACAAAAGCUAUUCAUAUCAGUUCAGGCUCAGCAAUCAGUAGCUCAGCUGCCUCACUUCUCCCCCUUAGUGGCAGCCCAGACUCAUUGAUCCCUCCAUUUAGACGUGAAGACGACAAACUACUCAGCCUCCAUCUUGCUUCAAUGGAUGAAUCAAACAACCAUCAUUUAAAUGAGUUUCCAAGUUCAUCCAGUCUGAACAUCAGUCCUCUUAUAAAAGUAGAACGGGAAGAAAAAUUUGAAUCCUCCUCAACAACCAUCAGCAGCGAGACAAAUUGGUCUGUUGACAAUAACAAAGUAAGCUCUUCUCACAACACACCUGUUUUUCCAUCUGUUGACCAGAUGGAACUCAGCAUUUUAGAAAGAGUUGAUGUUUUACUGCGAAGAAGACGGAAAGAUUUCUUUCUCGGUUAUACUGAGGACCAGUUACGAAACUUGAGCCCUUUUGAACGUCCACUGACCACAGUUACUGAAAAAGAAUACCAAGAAUACCUCUUCAGCGAUGAAGGACAAUUAACUUCUGCUCUUGCCACAGUUUUUGAUCUCACUGAACCUUGGGCUUUCCGUUUUAAAAAGAUGCUUCAUUUAAGUCCCGAGGAAGGUGGUUUUGCAACUUGGCCCGAUGUUAAACAAGAACUUUAUGUGCUAUUGCAAAACCAUUUAAGUGGCAAUAGUAAUUCUCAAGAGUCUGUAGUACCGUCAAUGCUUGAUGGUUCCCAUGGUACAAUGCCAUCUUUAUCUUUAGACAGUGACCUUCCAAGUACAUCAGGUUUGGUUGAAAGGGCCAGUGAAAAUAUUGAUUUUACCAAUACAAGUUCUAGCAUGCUGUUGGGUAAGGAUUCACUAAAAGAAUCAACAAUAUCACUGUUUAGUUCUGGCAUUUUAAAUGGAAGAUUAACGAGCCAGAAGAAAUCUCCUGAUUCUUCCGACAGAACAGUUAUAUCCCAAGCAUCUCCUUCUGCCCCUGAAACCACUGAAGAUGCCAUCACUAUAGAUGAUGAUACUAAUUCUGAAGAUAAUUUUGCUGCUGGUAACCAAUCUCAAAUGAAAAGUCCACCUGUCUCUUCUAAUGGUCCCAGCAUUGACAAUAUCUGGAGCACCAACAAUAGUAGUUCUAAUGAUCACAGAAGGGCUGCAAACCAUCUUCAACAGCAGUUUUUAUCUGAUUCUAGUGUUAGUAUUACUUCGUCCAUUGAAAGAAGUGGUCACUCUGUUACUGCUGUAUCAUCCAGUUUAUCUGCGAUGGCAACACCCAAUCGCUUUGGUUCACCACUUGGUAAAGUCAGCAAUCGUAUUUCUUUAGAUUUAGCUUCAUUUGGUCGUAACCAAGGAAACUCAGAACAACUGGAAUGUUCUACUAUGGAGCCUAGGAAUUCUCGUGUUGUACCCCGUUUUAGUUCACAGUCAGCAAUUACAAUGGACACAGGUAGUGUAGAAGUCCCUACAGUGAAGACCAGUAAUCGUAGUAACCCUUCUAGACUGGUUGUUGCUGGUUCUAAUUCUCUUUACACAAAUAAUAAUUCUAGUAGUAAAUCUCUGGUAUCAAAACUUUGGUCUCUCAGAGAUAAGUUAGCUGAACGCUGUCGUGAUGAUCCAGCUGUUAGCUGGCAUGAUAAAUUAAGACCUCAUUUGAAACUUAUCCGAUCACAAUUAGGUGAGACUUACACUCUCCCGAAUUCUGUGCAUGAAAGUAUUGCUGAUCUUUUCCUUGUUACAUUGCAGCUUGAGCUGCUUGACAAACAAACAUCAGGAUUCAGUGAAAUGUCUUAAUUAUUAAAAGUAAUUAAAAAUGACAAAAACCCAAUUUGACUGAACUGUCCUUUUUAAACCUUCAAAUAUAUGGAAACACUUGUUUCUUAAAUAUUUAAAAAGACUAUAACAAAAUAUUGAUAACCGUUUAUAACUACCUUAGUCUAAUUUUAACCCUUAGGCUUACAAAUAUUUUGAAUGAAUUGUUUCUUAUUAAAGUGAAAAGUUUUUAAAAACCAAAACAAAAAAAAAACACAUAAAACGGAAAACUAUUGUUUCCAUAUUUCCCUUCCGUUCCCAUAUAUACACCAAUCAUUUGGUACCAAAUUGACUGAUCAAUCAUUGCUGUUAAUUUCUCAGUCUGUUUCAGACAACUGAAAAUAACCGGUACACUUCUAAGUGUUCUUACUAUUCCUGAAUAUAUUUUCAAUUUCACCAUUUAUUUUACUGACAUCUUCAAUAUUGUGUUUUACCAAAGGACAUGUUGAGUCAUUUCACCCAUCAUUUACUGAAAUAUAUUCAGUUGCUUUUUUUUUUUUCAUUAUUUCUUUGGUUUUGAUGUUAGAAGAAUGUGUGUAUGGUUUUUUUUUUGUUUUUGUUUUUACAAGGGUCAGAGACCCAUAUAUAUAUAUAUACACAAAAUGCUUAUCAGUUGUAGUCAUUUUUUAUAAUUAUUCCACUGUGCCAGUAAUUUAUUUAUAAAUGCAAUUAUAAAAUAACAUUAUAUUUCAUUAUCUGUGACCAAAGCUGUUUUGUAACCAGGCUGAACAAAACCAAGUAUAACUUGGGAAAUUUGUGUUUCAAAAUCAUAGAACGUCAAUAAUUUACUGAAUAUUGUAAACUAUUGCAAUUAAGGAAAACUCACACCAAACAUGCAUACAUAUUCAUCCCUCCAUCAAUCCAUCCAUCCAAAGAAAAUAAUAUAUCUGUUGAAAUAUAAGUUGUUUCAUAUUUCAUAUGCUUUAAUCUAAAAUAGCAGUUUAAAAAAUGUUACAAUACACCAAUAUUUUUAAAAUA
Molecule: messenger RNA, 4139 nt
Organism: Octopus bimaculoides (California two-spot octopus)
Lineage: Eukaryota; Metazoa; Mollusca; Cephalopoda; Octopoda; Octopodidae
Source: RefSeq, a predicted model, not a curated record